AGACGGCAGAUGUAUAAAAGCCUUAAAAUAAAGCACAAGGAUGAGUCUUCGAUGAAAGAGGAAGGCUCUUUUUUUUUUUUUUUAACCAAGGCUUCCAGGUUUCUGAGUCCAACAUGGGAUGGACGCGGAUUUGUCUUUUGUUGCUUCUGGGCACAUAUACUCUUGCCCAGCAAGAUGUCGGACGUGUGGACGAACAAUCUCCAACAUGCUUCUUGGCUAAAAGGUUGAGGCACUUCAGGCGCUUUGUGUACGACUACGAGGCUGAGACCUUCAACGGCGUUCCCGGAUCCACCGACAACAAGAGCGGCCCCAAAAUCUCCUGUCAAGUUGAGCUUGAUGUGCCUCAGACUUGCAGCUUCAUCCUACGCACCCCAAAUUGCUCUCUGAGUGAGAUUUUUGCUGUGGAUGACGAUGGGAACGCACUGUACCGCCCCGCUGCUGGAAAUCAGGCCUUCAAAGCCUCCAUGGCCAAGAACCCACUGAAGAUCACACUUGAGGGACACACUGAUGUGAAACUCUUCCCAGAGGAAGAUGAGGCGCUCAACAUCUUGAACAUCAAGAGAGGAAUUAUGUCUUCUCUCCUUGUUCCCGUCAUGGAAGAAGAGAGAAAUAAGAAAAUGCCCACCGUGUACGGCAUCUGCACCACCGACUUCACAGUCAACGCCAGAGGAGACAUCGCCACCGACGUAACUAUCAGCAGGGAUCUUUCCAGCUGUGAUGGCUUCAGCGCUCACAAACAGGCCAGCAGUCCCCUGGCUCUCCUUGCAGGAAUGCAAUAUCCUUUGUCCAAGAUGAUCGGUAGCCACCAAACUUGCAACUACAAGUUUGACAACCAGAAGAAGCACAUGACCAGUGGAACCUGUACAGAGAAGCAUAUUUUCCUGCCCCUCUCCCACAAGAACGAAUAUGGAAUUUCCACUCUGGUGAAGCAGACUGUGACUCUGAGGGAGACGACCAAGAUUAAUGACAGAAUCUUUGAUCAUAAUGAGGCUCUCCUGCGUUUCUUGCCAAUGGACCAUGUUGAUGACAAGUCUCCUAAGCAAUCUAAAGAUGCUGCCAUGACUGCAAUGCAGCAGCUUAAGACUCUAUCCCAGACCAGUAACGGCGAGCGGCGUGCAUCCCUCUUCCACAAACUGGUUUCUGAACUGCGUGGCCUGAAGGCUGAUAUCCUGGGAUCCGCUGCAGUUGAGAUGAUGGAUAUAUCCGACUCGGUGACCAUGCAAGCUCUUGUCCAAUGCGGUACUCCAGAGUGCUCCGGCGCCAUGCUGAGGGUCCUCGGGACCUUUGAUAAAUCUGCUCUUGAAGUCGACAUGGCAGUUUAUGCCCUUGCACUGAUGCCUAACCCCUCACGCUUCAUGGUCAAGGAUCUUCUGGCCAUGGCUCAGAACAGGAAGAGCAAGCCCAUCAUGUAUGCCUUGAGUCAUGUAGUCAGGAGGCUUUACCAGGCUGAGGGAAAAGUCACUCCGGAGAUUACCGCUGUUUCGGACUUCACGGCUUCCCUUCUGGGCCCAGACUGCUCUGGCGAGAAAGACCUGACCUUCUUGACUUUGAGGGUUGUCGGUAACAUCGGAGAUGUGAUCGAAGUCGCCGACCCCGCCAUUAAGAACACUUUACUGAAAUGCAUGAGACAACCUGCAACCACACUCGCUGUUCAGCUUGCUGCCAUCCAGGCUUUCAGACGUAUGGCUAUGACAGAUGAGGUUCGCUCGAACCUCCAGCGGGUAAGCCAGUACCCAAAAGGUGCUGUGCAGAAACGUCUUGCAGCCUAUCUGAUUCUCAUGAGAAAUCCCCUCAAUAGUGACAUUGAGAUGGUGAAGAAGAUCCUGAAACAGGAGCAGAACGAGCAAGUCAAAUCUUUCGUGACCUCCCACGUCUACAACAUUAUCUCCUCCGUUGAUCCUGAGACCCGGAAGCUUGGCGAGAAGAUAGCGGACGCUCUGCAGGACUAUGUCGUGGAGACGCACCAUGACUACACGACAAAGUCCCGCAACUACAAGCUGGGUUUGGCAAACGAUAACAUGCAGGCUAAUUUCCAGGGCAAUGUUAUCUUUGACCCCAGCAACCAGCUGCCAAGAGAAGUCAUGAUGGAAUCCACCCUAAAAAUAUUUGGCUACAACGUGGACAUGUGGGAGCUCGGAAUCGAAGGAAAAGGCUCAGAGCCCUUGAUUGAGGCGUUGUUUGGAAAGAACGGCUUCUUCCCAGACACAUUGUCCAAGGCUCUUUACUGGGCCGAGAAGAAGGUGCCAAUCAAGAUGAUGGAAAUUCUGGAAAAGUGGGUUGCUCCAUUGAAAGCAGGAGGACCGAAGGUAUUUUGGGGCUUCACUUCUUUCCCUUUUACGCGACACAAACGUCACCUUUCAAGGAUCCCAAAUAUUUGCUUCCCUCAGGUUCCCGAAGAUCUUAUGAGAGAAAUUGUUCGCAAUUUCAACAAGCUGGUAAAAGAUUUGCAGAAUCAAGAAUCUCCAGAGGCCAUGGCCUACCUGAAGAUCAUGGGAACCGAGUUUGGCCACAUCAAGGCCAGCGAUCUGAAGUUUCUCGCUGAAAAUGCUAAAAUGUACGCGGAGAUUUUCCUGAAGCUUCUCCCGAAACAGCUUAUGUCCAACCUCAUGUCCGGCACUGACAAUGAGAUCUUUCUCCAUUACAUGUUCAUGGAUAACAAAUUUGUCCUUCCAACCGCCACUGGCUUGCCUCUGACUUUUUCUCUGUCUGGCACGUUUGCUCCCGGAGCUAAGGGAGGACUUCGCAUUUCCCCUGUCGCGAAUGAACUGUUGUUCAAGCCAUCUGUCGGCGUUGAGUUUGUGACCCAGAUGGGCGUCCACGUCCCCGAAUUUGUUGCCUCCGCUGUCGAGAUGCACACCGGCUUGUACCACGAGAGCGAAUUCAAUGCUAAUCUCGCCGUGGAGGCAAACCAAGUCAAGCUAACUAUCCCGGCUGCGCGGGCCCCUGCAAAACUUUUGAGCGUCAGCAAUGCAGUGAUGAUUGUGGCCGAUGGCAACGCUGCCGUAAUCCCGCACAACACGAGUGAAAUAAACUGUGACUCCCUCUUCGGAUUCAAGUAUUGCAUGAAAAAACUUCAAGCUGAUGUGCAGGGUAAAAGCGACGUGCCUUACUUCCCCAUGGGUGGAGAGACGAGGUUUGGAAUUGAAAUCGAGCCUCAGGUCUCCUACACAGCGACCGUUGCGUACACGCUCCUCAAGGAAGGAAAAGAUGGCCGCCAGAAGGUCGACUCCCUGAAGAUGACUCUGAAAGCUGAAGGGGAUCAGGAUUCCGAAGCUUCCGCAAUCAUGAAAUACAACAGGAACGUCUUUACCAGCCAAAUCCAGAUACCCGUCUUGGAUGUCGAAGCCGGGGUCAAGGUUGGCCUGACUGACAGCAGCAACAAAGGCAAAGCCCUCAGCCUUGAGAUCUCCAACAAGAACGUGCCACAACUCACUCUCACCGGUCGCGCCCAACUGCGUUCCACAACUGGAGGCAUGCUCCAGGUUCAGUUGGCUGCGCCCGCUCUGAAGACAGACGCUAGCAUCUCUGCUACCAUGACUGAAAGUGGCCUCAAAGGCCAAGAAAUCACUUUGGAGCUCAAAAGUGAUAUGAAUCUCCCCGAGACCUCAUCGACUCAGUCAAUCACGUUCAAAUACGGCAAUGAUGAGGUUGAGGUUCAACUGCUUUCAAACAUGAAUGCUGAGACCAAAGUGCUGCUAGCUUAUAGCGAAGCGCUCGAGGGCUGGCUCAAUAAAUUUGCCGAGGAUGCUUUGGAUCAUCAGCUUGCCAGCACUGACAUGAAACUGCGUCACGUCGUCAAAAAGACGCUCGAGGCCAGCAACAUCUGGAUGAACAAAAUUUCAGUUGACGUCCCCUAUGUGGAGACUCUGAAGAAGAACAUUGCAAAGGUGGAAAUGCCUUCUAUGCCCGAGAACCUAUUCAUGAAUAUGGAAAGCAAAUUCCGCUACCGGUUCAACAAGAACUUUGCGACCAUCCGAAUCCCGCUGCCGCUUGGAGGCAAAUCCUCGGAGGAACUGUUCAUCGCAACCAACGCAAUCAUCACGCCCCUGCUCGCGCCGCACCAGAUCGUAAUCCCCAAAUUUAGCAUCCCCUCUGAGCAAGAGCUCACCCUGCCGCUGAUCGGAAUGAUGCAUGCGUCCGCUAAGGUGAACAGCAACUAUUACGAUUGGGAGGCAACCGUGUCGGCGGGUAACAAUACUGUGGACUCUCCAAACUAUUUGGCCAAGUUCACGCUUCAGGCUACCAGUCCCAUCAAACUUCUGGCUUUCACAUCUGAGGGAGCUGCAGAGGUAACCGAUACAGAUGAGAAAACGCUCAAAUUCACCCUGAACGGCUCCCUGGAGCACACGUUUGUGAGUACGAGUGUUAACGCGGAGGAGACAAUUGCCUUCGUCUCGGACGAUGUGACGUCAUCGGGAAAAUACAACAUCCAUGCUGCCGCCCCGCUCGGUUUGCGGACGUCUCUGGACGUGACCAAGCGCCUCACGCUCGAUUCCGCUAAGCUGUUGGGGGAUAUCAAUGCGAAUGGAAGUCUCACGAUGGGAUCUUUGAGCGCUAGCGCCACUUAUCUCAACACCUUCUCAUCUGACCGCGCAAAGAAGGAACUCAGGUCGGAGAGCACGCUGAGAGUGAGCUCGGAAAUCCUGAAAAUGACAAAUGACAUCAAGGCUGUAUAUGCAAAUGAGAAUCUGAACAUGGAGUCGAACACGAACAUUAACAGUCAGCCCGUUCAGCAUUCGACGAACGUCAAGCUGAACUACAAGGACGCCGAGCUGAGCUUUUUCUCCAAAUCGGUGAGCAAGGCCGGUCGGAGAACGCUUCAAAGCCAAGUUGAGUUCUCCGCCUCGGGAGCUCAAGCCAGCCUCCGUCUAGUAAAUACAGCGGACGAUACGGUAAACCGCGCCUACUCAUUGCUCACCGGUUCCGUUAAUCCCUCCGGCUUGGAGCUCAACGCCGAUUCCUCCCUCAACGUCUUUUCAAGCCUCGCUUCUCACAAGGCAACGUUGACUCUGAACGCCAACGGUCUGACCGCCAGCUGCACCACGACUGCUCAGCGCAAGCGACUGACCUUUGAGAAUAUUUUCCACAGCGGGCUCGCCGCCGACGGCGCCACCUUGUCUCUCACCACCAAGGGAGGCGUUGGAGGGAAUAACGUGGAUUUGAAUAUCGAAGGGAAAAUGGCACCCUCCGAAGUCUACCUCAAUGGCGUCUUUAACGUCGACGUCUCGCCAUUCAACACGAGGAACAGAAUGAAUUUCCGAGUCGGCGAAGAUGGCCUCGUCGUCUCCGGCAACGUAGUCGGAUCGCUGAACGAAAUGAGGACGGAAAAUUCCAAUUCCCUUUCUGUGACGUCGAGAUCUUUAACCCUCCACGCCAAGACGGCUCAUUUCCUUAACGCCGGAAACUCCUACGCGCACGACAUCACCGUUACCAUGGAGCCGUUUACCGCCUCCGCUCUGAUCAAAAAUCACCUCAAGAUCAUGGAGAUGGACUUUAACAACGACGCCCAGUUCAAAGCGCAGCCCUACGACGUGGAGCUGACGGGAACGCUGAAGGGAGGCUCGUCGGAGGACGAACUCAAGCAUACGUAUGAAUUCAAGUUCGUGGACAUGAUCCUGUCCACAAAGUGCAACACCAACGGUCAACUACUUGGAUCGCAGAUAACGCACGCCGCCAUUUUGGAGGUCGCAGGCCUGACUGUUAAAUUCAGCCACGUCGCCGAUUACAAAUCUCGGUUUCUUCGUUUGGACGGCAAGGUCAAUGCCGCCGCCGAGCCCUUCUCCCUAACCGUCGAUGCCUUGCUCAACUCCGACGGCGGCGUGUCUUUUUACGGACAGCAGAGUGGCGAUCUGUACAGUGAAUUCCUCCUGAAAGCCCAACCCUUGCUUUUCACGCAGUCGUUCGAGUACAGAGGCUCGACCUCCCACGAGAUCCGAGGCCUACCCGCCAUCAAGACCGCCACGGACGUAAAACUCCGCAGCACCGUGAGCCUUCAAGAGCAAAGCCUUCACCUGAAGGUGAAAUCGAAGCUAAACGACCACACUUUGGAUCAGGAAUUCGAGGCCUACAACAAAGCCGAGAGAAUGGCGAUUGACAUGAGAGGGGCGGUCACCACGAACCUUUUUAGCGAAGCCGGCCAAGACUACAGCUUGUCUGGAUUCGUCAAGUAUGACAAGAACACCGACGGCCAUCUCGUCCGCAUCCCUUUCACCGAGCACAUCCCCGCCGUGAUCGAACGCGUCAAAAAUACAGCCACGAGUCUGACCGACAACGGCGUCGACCUGCUGAAAGACGUCAACGCCAGGUAUGAGAUCGGUAUGACGAUGAAGGACAAAAUAUCCGAAAUGAAGGAGUUCGCGGACAACUUUGACUUUAGCGUCUUCGUCCGAGACGUGAGAAAAUGCUUCCACGCCGUUGAAAACGCCCUGACGAAGCUGACAACCAAGCUGCCGACGGAAAAAAUCAUCCGUGUGCUGAAAUCCGUCACGGAUGCUAUCGCGGCUUGGAUCAAGAAACAUAACAUCGCGAAUAGGUUGGCGCUCAUUUAUCAAAAAAUGGAGGAAAUUCUGUCCAAAUAUGAAAUUGAGAAGCUGAUCGGAACAGUGAUGGAUGAAGUUGUCGAAAUGAUGAAGACGUAUCAAGUGAGGGAAAAGAUUAAAUCCGUAUUUGCCCUUCUUCGGUCAUUUGACCCGCAGCCUUUGUUUCAAAGGUUUACGGGCCCUAUUCGGGAGUUUGUGACUCAUUUGUACUCCUUUGACUUCAAACAGAUGAUUGAAGACGUGAGGGAUUACGUCUUGAGGAUGGUGCGGAAAAUACAGUCUUUCGAUUAUGACGCAUUAACGCUGCGUCUCAAAGAAAAAAUGACGGAUAUGAGCAAGGUUCCCUGUUUUGGAAAACUAUACGGAGAGUUCCAAAUCGACUCGCCGCAUUACAAACUCAGGACGAGCGCAGAUCUGGCGAACACCUCGGCGACGUCGCUCACGCCGGAGUUCAAAGUGAAUUUUAAUUCGCGGGCCACGUCGACUUUGAGGGCCCUCCAGUUCGCCGUAGAUGCCGGCGCGCAUUUGGCUCUACCCAAAAUGAGCCGUCUGGCGAUUUCAGAGUCCAUUAAAAUGGAUCUGUCGUCCUUUAAAGUCGACCACAAAGGAAUGAUGACCGUCUACGGCCUGUCGGGUCAAGGCUCCGCUGACACGACGGCAAAGAUCGCCCUCGAGUGGUAUUCCGCCGAACUCGUCAACAACGUGUUCUUGGCCAUGGAAGACGGACUCUCCGCAAGCGUCAACACAAACUUCGAUCAAGACCUCAACGUGCCAUCGCUCGACGUUUUCACUCACGUGUCGUCAACCCAAAAAAACAAUCUCGCACUGGAAGCCGGCUCGGCAAAACUCAACGUGAACACUCUGGCCAAUGCCAAAUACGCAGUUGGGGAUUUCUCAGACGAGGCGACUCACAACAGCGACGUUAACUUGGUCCUGGAUCCGCACACGGCCAAAGUGACUUUCACCGGCGCUACAAACUGCAAAGGUUUCAAAAGCAAUCAGAAUGCGGUCGCCGAGAUCUGCGUUUUCGGCCAGGCGUCGAUCGAUGCCAAAAUCGAAACGGAAACACCCGUGAUGAAGGCCAGCGUGUUUGACAUGAAGUUCCAGGCUCGCCUUCAAGACCUGCAAAUCGAUUUCACCGCCUCCCAUAACGCACAACUAAUCGAAGGAACUCUUUCGAAUUCCGCCCUGGCCUUGAUAACGCCUAGCGAGCUCACGCUCGACACCAAGAAUAAGGGAAAUUCCAGGCUAUUCCUUCCGUUCGUGCAGUCGGGAAAGAUGGAGUUUGAGAAUGACAUUUCUGUGACGCUCAACUCUCAAGUGCAGCAGGCCAGCUGGACCGGAAUGGCAAGAGUCAACCAAAACAAAUACUCCCAUUUCUUUAAAAUGGAUCACGGUGAAACGGAAAUUCACCUCAUGUGUCAGAUUCACGCAGAAGCAAAUCUUGACAUCUUGCGGCAACCGAUCACCAUUCCUGAAAUAGCGUUGCCAUUUUAUGGCACCCGGACACCGAAAGUGGACGACUUCUCACUGUGGGACGCCGCCGGCCUGGGGAAUCUCCUGACGACAACUCAACAAACUUUUGACCUGAGCUCCAAGAUGAAAUACACAAAGAACCCGGAGACGUUCACCAUCGAUGUGAAUGCCGAUCCGCUCAUCGAUAGUCUCGUUUCGUCCUAUGCCACAGCACAGGCAGAGUUUGAAAAAUAUUACACCGAAUGGCCUAAAACAUUGACGAUUCCUGAAUACACAGUCCCAGUGAUCAAUAUUAGGAUGUCAACAUUCACCAUUCCCCUCCCAGGCAGUAGUCUUGUCACAAUGCCAGCUCUGCGGAAAAUUCACAGCAUCCGGAUUCCAAAGAUGGGCGAUCUGAUCCACGAGUUCACGAUGAAAGCACCGAUGAUCACUUUCAAAAGCAAUGCCAGCGUUCUCAAUAAGAACAGCUUCCUGGUCAAACUCGAUGCGUCCUCGUCUUCGGAGUGGGAGGUUCUGGCAGGGAAAAUCGAGGGCACUGCCAAUGUCAACUUAGUUCGGGGAUUCAAGAUGGCCUCCGUGCUGGUUGUAAAACAUGCAGUGUUGGAAGGAAGCCAUGACGGCGCCAUCCUCUUAAGUUUUGAAAAUAUUGACGCCUCCGUCAGCAAUUCCCUCAAGGUCAAUCUUCCUUACGAAACCGUGGAAGUCCGCCAGGAGAUGACGGGAAACCGUCUCGUUUUCUCUCUGUCCGCCCCAUCUGCCGGUCUCGUCGGAGUUCAGGUGCAAACUGAGCACCCGGCACAAGCAAGAGCAAGACUCUAUGGUCGCUACCCUACUGCACCACAAACGGACGUCGAUAUCCUGGCCCUGAAGAUGUCUGUGACGAAUUCUGAGAAGCUGAAUCUUCGGACUUCCUGGAACACGGAGAUGCCAUACGAGAUGAUGCUGGGACUGAAGAAGAACGUACCUGCGGCCGUUCAAGCGGUCAUUACUCCUGCUGCCGCGACCUACGAUCAACUCAACAGAUACGCAAGACGCCUCGAGGGGACUCUGGAGCGGGUAAGGAAGCAAGGUACAGAGUUGUUGAAUGAGGCUGUCGACAAUCCCGCCGAGGUGAUGACAUCUGGUAAAAAUCAGACCAAUCGUAUCGUUCGAAGAUCGCAACAAAAAGUGGAGACUUUUCUCGAGGCCACGGUUAUAUUCCUGAGAGAAACCAAGUUCCGAAUCCCAGGGUAUCCGCAAAGACUGUCGGGCCUCGAGAUCUAUCAGAAAUGGAGUACCGUUAUUAUUGACGCUUACGAGGAAGCGAAUAGGAAGUUCUCAAAGUUCGUCUUUUCCGCGUUUAUAGUAGCAACCGAAGCUUUUGAAGCCAUUCCCGUCUCCGGAAGACACAUUCUGAAUGACUUUUUUGGAGCUUUUAGGAAAGUCUGCGACCAAGUUAUUGCCACGAUGCAAAAAGUGGGAGGGGACGUAUUUGAAGAUAUUCCCUGGGAUCUUUCUCAAUUAAAUCAAAUGCUGCUCCCAAUUCUAAGAUUGCAAGAUAUAACGGAGGUCCCCGUUUUCUUGACCGACAUGUACCAGGAAGCCAUCGACUCCCGUACCUUUGCGAGUGUCUCUCAGCGCAUCGAAACGAUCCACCGCAUAAUCAGCGGCUAUCUUCAAACCGUGGCGACAAAACUUCAAAACGUUCUGGAUGACAUUCCCGCCGAACAGCUUCGAGCGGACAUAGAGUCCUCAAUUGACGUGAUGCUGAGACAUCUGAAUUCCUUCCACAGCAACGUCAUUCGAAUCCUAAAGGAGAAUAGUCAAACUUUCGAAAAAUUCAUCAGAGUUGGUGACAGCGAGGUGGAGUUGGAUAUCCCUUUUCCCUUCGUCCCCCGGUUUUAACUAAACUCCAGCGGCUAACUACACUGUAGCGCCAGUUUUUUUUGUUGUUGUCACGGAAGGACCACUUCCAAGAAGGAAAUACAAAACUGUACACUAAAUGUCGCCUGUAUCCGUGAUAUUAUUAGACUGCCUUUUGUUUAUUUUCACGCCAUUGCGUAUCGUGCGUCAUUUGUAUGUUGAGCUGUUCUAUUUAAAACCUGUUUCCUGAAUUAAAAACUGUUUUUAACUGCAAA
Molecule: messenger RNA, 10132 nt
Organism: Hippocampus zosterae (dwarf seahorse)
Lineage: Eukaryota; Metazoa; Chordata; Actinopteri; Syngnathiformes; Syngnathidae
Product: apolipoprotein B-100-like
Exons: 25
Coding region: 114-9899 (3261 amino acids)
Biological process (GO): cholesterol homeostasis; triglyceride mobilization; cholesterol transport
Cellular component (GO): low-density lipoprotein particle; mature chylomicron; very-low-density lipoprotein particle
Molecular function (GO): cholesterol transfer activity; low-density lipoprotein particle receptor binding
Source: RefSeq, a predicted model, not a curated record